Nanorana parkeri is the source of this 753-nucleotide messenger RNA. RefSeq names its product taste receptor type 2 member 8-like. Gene Ontology annotation, biological process: detection of chemical stimulus involved in sensory perception of bitter taste; G protein-coupled receptor signaling pathway; sensory perception of taste. Gene Ontology annotation, molecular function: G protein-coupled receptor activity; bitter taste receptor activity. Lineage: Eukaryota; Metazoa; Chordata; Amphibia; Anura; Dicroglossidae. The coding region runs from base 1 to 753 and encodes 250 amino acids. The transcript has a single exon. The record is from RefSeq and is a predicted model, not a curated record. Gene Ontology annotation, cellular component: membrane.
AUGGCUUUCAUCUUUAGUGAUCCAUUUACUGUGGCCAACGUUUUUAUCCUCUUGAUUGAAAUGGUCAUUGGGAUAUCUUGCACCAUAUUUGUUAUAGCUGUAAUAGUCAACGAAAGCAAACGAAAAAAGUCCAUGAAUGCAGGAAAUAAAAUACGUGUAACCCUUUACAUAUCCAAUGUCUGCUACUCGAUCACGGUGUUCGCCGGAGUGAGCAGUGGCUUUCUUGUGCCUAAAAAUGACCAGAUCACCAAUUCUACCUCAGCGUAUGUUGUCUGCUCUCUGAACAUGUUUACCAUGAGCUCUAGUUCCUGGCUGCCGGCAGUUCUUAGCAUAUUCUACUUCUUAAAGAUUGUGGAUUUUAAAGCCAGGGUUAUAGUUUGGGCAAAAAGGAACAUCAAUGCUGUAGUACCAUGGAUGAUCGUGGGAGUAGAAGUGUCAGCUCUUAUUAGCAGCUUUCUUGGCGUCCUUCUAUUAAAGAACCCUCAUUCCUCUUCUAUUAACAAUUCAACGUCAGGUAUCAACAACGCAGUAUCAAACUAUGCUUCAGGAUUUUUGAGCAUUGCUUUAAUUGUAAGCUCUGCACCCUUCCUCAUCAUAGUUGUCACCUGCGGCUGUAUUGCUAGAACCUUGAUCAUGCACCAUCGCAGCAUGAUGGAAAGCAAUGUGAACUCAACCAACGACAAGGCAAAAAGUUACACAAAGUUAGUGAGCAAGAUCAAGCGUCUAGUUCUAAACUAUAAACAAAAUGCUUAA